Messenger RNA from Eruca vesicaria subsp. sativa (arugula), 2421 nucleotides. Lineage: Eukaryota; Viridiplantae; Streptophyta; Magnoliopsida; Brassicales; Brassicaceae. The record is from the annotation of a GenBank genome assembly.
GCUGUCUUGAGAUUUGACUAUGAACCCUUCGGAAUCUCGUUGAAAAAAAUGGUGAAUUCAAGCUCGCAAUAAGCCCUCCUUUCGGGUCACGUCUCUUGUUCUGAGAAAGUAAGAAUCUUUUUCUAUAAGUCGAUGCGUCGACGCUUAUUUACAGCUCUGUAUUUGGUGGUGAUUCAUGUAGCUGUUCAAUGUGGCAAUGUUAAUGCUCAGAAAUCAGAAAAAGGUUUAUAAAUCGUUGAAUAUGAUUACCCAUUUCACCAAUUGCAUUGCUUUCCCAUCAUCCUCUGUUCCUCGUCAGAGCCAAGCUCCUCAAAGGUUCGACCUUUCUCGUGUUUCGUUUACAGUUCGGUGUUUUCAGAUUCAAAUCUGUCUCCGUAGUGAUAAGUCUCAGUCACCCACUCGGUUUUUCGUUAAUCCGGUUUCACGGGGAACUAGGAAUCAAGCUCAAGGAGCUCUUUUUGAUUACUUGCAUAGCACUAGAAGUUUUACAUUCACUGAUGCAGAGCAUAUAAGCAAAAACUCGCCGCAUUUUCUGUCGAGUUUGCUGUCCAAGAUCGCUGAUAACGAGAGAGAUGUCUCAAAGGCAUUGACUAAGUACUUUAGGUACAAUCCCAUCAACGAGUUUGAGCCCUUUUUCGAGAGUUUGGGUUUGUGUCCAUCUGAGUUUGAGCAGUUUCUUCCCCAAAGGCUAAUGUUUCUGAGUGAUGAUGGUGUCAUGUUUGAGAAUUUUAAUGCUCUUUGCAACUAUGGGGUCCCACGUGGCAAGAUUGGCCGUGUGUAUAAAGAAGCAAGAGAGGUUUUUAGAUAUGAGUCUGGGGUGUUGGUGGCUAAACUCAGGGCUUAUGAGGAUUUGGGUCUUAGAAAAGGUACAGUUAUCAAGCUUGUUACUAGUUGUCCCUUACUGCUUGUUGGUGGUGUUGAUGGUGUUGAUGGUGAGUUUGCUUCAGUGGUUGAUAAGUUGAAGAGGUUACCAGUGGGAUGUGAUUGGCUUGAGAGAGACUUGUCUGACUGGAAUACGUAUAGCUGGGGUAGGAUUCUGGAGACAAUGGAGUUUCUUGAAAAAAUGGGGUGUAAAGAGGAGAAGCUGAGUAGUCUUUUGGAAACUUAUCCGGCUUUGGUGAUUGAAGGCUCUGGUAAGAAGUUCUAUGUUCUGUUUGGUAGGUUGUUUAAAGUGGGGCUUCAAGUGAAUGAGAUUUAUAGGUUGUUUAUAGAUAACCCUGAGAUGUUGUCAGACAAGUCCGUUAAAAACAUUGGGAAGACGCUUGAUUUCUUGAUAGCUAUUAGAAUGGAAACGCAUUUUAUCAGGAAGAUUCUGCUGAGUCACAUGGAGCGUAUCGGUUCAUGCUCCCUGCAAGCACCUAGAACUGUUUGUGUUAGUUUGAACAUUAGCCAAGAGGAGCUAUGUGAGAUCUUAAAGAAAGAGCCUUUGAGAUUGUUCAGCUUUGUGUCUACAACAAAGAAGAGAAAAAGCAAACUUCUUUCAGAGGAUGCGAGGAAGUACGCAGAGAAGACUGCUUUUCUGGUGAGGCUUGGGUAUUUAGAGAACUCGGAUGAGAUGGUGAAGGCUCUGAAACUGUUUCGAGGGAGAGGAGAUCAGCUGCAGGAGAGAUUUGAUUGCCUCGUGAAAGCCGGUUUAAACCACAAUACGGUUGCAGAGAUCAUCAGGCACGCUCCAAUUGUGCUUAACCUCUCUAAAGAUGUCAUAGAGAAGAAGAUACAUUCUUUAACCCAACUUCUUGGCUAUCCCAUUGAAUCUCUGGUGAGUUUCCCGGCGUAUUUGUGCUAUGAUAUGCAGAGAAUACAUCACAGAUUCUCAAUGUAUUUGUGGUUGAGGGAAAGAGAUGCAGCAAAGCCAAUGUUGUCACCGAGUACUAUCCUCACUUGCGGUGAUGCCAGGUUUGUCAAGUAUUUUGUGAAUGUCCACCCUGAAGGUCCAGCUGUUUGGGAAAGUAUAAACCAAUCAUCUACCACGGUUUCUUGAUUUUCUUACAACUGAGACAGUGAGGAUAUGCUAAUGCAACACUGAAAAUGCGAGCUCUGUGAUACAAAAUGCCAACUAAGGAAACAAAAGGGUAUCUUCUAUUUGACAAACGUUAAGCCAUUAUCUGUGCUUGGAUUCACUGGAAUAGUUCUUUAGACAGUAGUGCAGUGCAGAUGAUCAGCAAAUUUUUUGUUGAGGAUCUUCCUCCUGAACCGUCUCUGCGAUAGUUCUCUAAACUGAUGGUUGGUCUAGAGGGCUUAGAACCUUGGAGGCACUAGUCAUGAAAUAACCUGACGUUAGGUGUUCUGUAUUGUCUUAUAAUUUGAUGCUCUGUAGCAAUGCAAAUUGAUCUAAAGUAUCAAACAGCUUGUAAGCUUUGACUAUAAAAAUGCACAUGUACUCUCAUCACUCUUGUUGUCAAUAUUUUAGUUUCAGUUAAU